Molecule: messenger RNA, 558 nt
Organism: Cylicocyclus nassatus
Lineage: Eukaryota; Metazoa; Nematoda; Chromadorea; Rhabditida; Strongylidae
Source: the annotation of a GenBank genome assembly
ACCAUGUCACUGUCAGCAUUAUGAAGUCGUCCCCGUUGCUCUUGGCUGCUCUUCUCGUAGGCGUUCACGGAAAGAUGCAGAAUAUUACUGUUAAAGGUUUUACUGUUUGCCGCGAAGAAGUUAUGCCUGGCGUCCAGGUGGAGCUAUGGCAGAGACACCUCUGCUUCCCUGACCGACUUCUUGACACAAUGGUAACGUCCAAAAACGGCAGAUUUAUUGUGAAAGGAAGAGAAGAUGAUUCCUUGCACUACCAGACAUUUUUGAAAUUCACUCACACUUGCAAUGUGGCAUGGGUGUGCAGACGAGUCACUGAGUUGGGAAUCCCAGAAUCGGAAAUCGGCACCGUUUACGAUUUGUCAGCGGUGGUAUUGACUGGAAUGUCUGAGGUGGACAGGCUGCAGUGCUUUGAAAUGACAACGUCUAGACAUUGUAGAGAGUUGUAGAUUUCUGUUCUAUGGUUUGAAACUCGUCGAAGCACAUCAAUAGGCAUUAUGAUUACUGUUACCAUAUUCAAGCACAUGUAAGAUAUUUUUCACAUGAAAUAAAGCAAAAUCUAUG